ACCCCCAUCCCCCACUCCCCCUCCUAAUUCGACACCAUGAAACAUCAAGCAUCUGCUCGUUUAGAACCCAGGAUUGAUGUGAAGGUCUCUCCUUGGAGUUUGUGGUGUUAUUUUCUAGUUUGGUGUUGGUAUUUGCUGGAAAAUGGAUCUGGGGUUUGAUAAUUCUGUUACAGUUUCAAAGAAUUGCCAAGCUGUUCACUUUAUUGCAUCCCAGUUUUCAAUUUUAGAUUUUGAGAUGAAAUUAAAUGGAUGACAAAUUGACAGCUCUUUGGAGAUACUGUAUUAAUAGGCGAACAUGAAAAGCAUUCUCACUUAGUGCUGGUUUUUUACGUAUCUUCGUGAGAACUCUUUAAUGGACUCCGUUAAAGUUUAAUAAAGAACACAAAGAUCUGACUGAUCCUAACUUAAGACUUUGCGUACAAAACAACAAACCGUUCCCUCAGUCCCAACGUCCUUCACAUGCCUUGCGUUCCCAUUUCCUUCCAAAGGACUAUUUGUUUACGUUGAGAAUCUUGAAGUAAUUGUAGAGCUUGAUUGUGAUGGUGUCGCCUGUGGAAUUUUUCAUUAGAAGCUUUGCUGGCUUUCACUCUUGAAUGGAUUCUAUUCAAACGAAUUCAAAUACAGAUUGCACUGAGCACAUGGCCACUGGAAAGUCACUCCUAUCAGACUCCUCUGAUGCUUGUGGUGUAUUUGGGGAGCCACAUAUCCGCCCUCGAGUUGGGGAAGAAUAUCAGGUUGAAAUUCCACCAUAUACAGAAAAUAAGGCUGAUGGAACUGACUCUUGGGAUUUAUUUGUUGGGUUACACAUACCUUUAAGGUGGGCGAAUGAAGGAGGAGACACGACUAAAAAGCUGGAUGAUAGUUCACAAAUUGCCUCCAGUAGCAGGGGACCUGAGUCAUCAUCAGAUAUUAUUGUGGAGGAUGGAAAAUUAAGAAAUGCAUCAAUUGAGGAGGAACAACCAAAAGGGGGAUGCCCAGAGUCCUGUUUAGUUCCAGAUGAUGUUCUUGAUCCGUGGACCGAUAUUGAAAGGAAAACUUUCCUCCUUGCUCUCUAUAUAUUUGAGAAGAACUUUGAUCAUGUGCAGAGUUUUGUUCAAACUAAAAAGACCGGUGACGUACUGGCAUAUUAUUAUGGGGAAUUUUAUAAAUCUGAUGAGUACAAUAGAUGGUCAGAUGGUCAAAAAGUUAGAAACAGGAAAUGUGUGUAUGGGCAAAAGAUUUUUGUUGGAUCGAGGCUACAGGAACUGUUGUCUCGCUUAUUUCCAAAAGUGUCAGCAGAAUGCCAAAGUGAACUUUUAGAGAUCUCCAGGACAUUUGGAGAGGGAAAAAUACUUUUGAAGAAUUAUGUCUUGACAUUGAAGCGUUUGGUUGGGAUUGAUGCUCUCAUAGAAGCAGUUGGAAUAGGCGAAGCAAAAGAUCUCACAAAUUUGGCCUUCGAACCCACAAGGUCCAAUAAUGUAUUAACCAUGCGCGGAGAGAUACCUACUGGCAAAGCCUGCUCCUCUCUCACACCCAAUGAAAUUAUCAAGUAUCUGACUGGAGGCUAUCGGCUGAGCAAAGCACGGUCCAAUGAUUUGUUUUGGGAAGCUGUCUGGCCGCUAUUAUUGGCAAGAGGUUGGCACUCGGAGCAACCUAAAAAUAUGCCCUACGGUGCUGGUAGUUCCAAGCAGAGUUUGGUUUUUCUCAUGCCUGGCAUUAAGAAGUUUUCUCGGAAGCUUGUCAAGGGAAACCACUAUUUCGACUCUGUUACAGAUGUUCUUGGUAAAGUUGCUUCUGAACCUAGCUUGCUUGUCCUUGAUACAGAAAACCAUCUAGGUAACAAGAAUCAAGAAGAAAACGAAGGGCAUCAUGGAGUGAAGGUGGAAAGUGAUGAUCUGCCUCCAGUGAGAUGCCACUCUUAUCUUCAACCGAGAACUCCUAAUGAACGUACUGAUGACAUCAAAUUUACGGUUGUUGAUACCAGCCUAUGUGAUGGUAAACCCUACAAAGUAAGAGAUUUGAAAAGCUUGUCAUUGGGGACUUCAAGAAAAUUGCCCGCUCAAACUCGUUCUGAAGAUAGUGGCAAGGACAGUCAGAAGGUGUCAACUGAGAUACCUGACUCUGUUGAUACCAUGCUGAUUGAUCAAGCUGUGCUGAUUUCUGCCGAUUCAAAUACAAGCUUACCUAAUGGGGAAACAUCUUCUGACCGGAAAGAUCUUGAAGUUGGUGCUACGAACAGGAAGAUGGCUACUGUUAGAAAUGAAGAGGUCCAUGCCAGCUGUCCUGAAAGCAUUCCUGUGAGCAAUGCUAUGGAUACUGUAGAUCUUUGUGAAGACAUGAAGUCAAAAAAAGUGGUGAAACCCCGCAUCAGUCAGAAACCAAGGGAAGAAGAUGAUGUAGUUCCCAUCACCAAAAAGCGUCGAAGACUAACUGCUUGUAGUCGCACAGAGACAAACAAUAUAAGUUGUGUUUCCAGAGUGGAAUUGGCGAUGCCCAGUUGCUGUUCAAGUGUGAUUAAUAUGCCUGCAAGCAAUGCUUUGCAGAUGGGCUCCUUUCAGGAUAAGAUGUCAUCCACCAGUUCAUCAAAAAGCAGUCCUUCUGUGAGCACUGAAUGUAUCCCUGUUAAUAAUUCGUGUGCUGCAGAAGUUUCUCCUGUGGAACCCCCUCAACCAAGGAUAUUGAUUGACCUUAAUAUGCUUCCAGACUCACCAGAUUCUGAGAAUGGGCUGUCUUUAACAGAAACGACUGAAGAACAAACUGAUGGCGUAAAGAAGCCUGAAAGUGACAGUGAAUUGCAGGUGGUGACAGGUAUGGAUAGUUCUGAUCAACAACAGCCACUGGAUACUUCUGAUCAACAACAGCCACUGGAUAGUUCUGUUCAACAACAGCCACUGGAUACUUCUGUUCAACAACAGCCACUGGAUAGUUCUGGCCAACACCAGCCACCUAGCACGAGCUCAAGGAGACAUAGCACAAGAAACCGUCCUCCAACUAUGAGAGCUUUGGAAGCUUUGGCCAAUGGGUUCUUGACUGUAAACAGGAGACAAAAGAAUAGAGAAGCUGGCCCCCGACAAAACUUGGGGUCAAAGAGUUCACAACAAGCCCAUGGCAGAACAAAGGCUGCUGAGUUUGGCAAUAACUCUGAAGUGUCCAAGCUGGGAGAAGGAGCAAACAAUGCUUGCAAUAGAGCAGAGAACAAUGCGUUCAGCAAAUUCCAACCUCCACCAGACAGAAGUGGAGGAACUACCUCAGGCCCCUGAACUUCUGAAACAUGUUCCCAACUUCAGUGAUUAAAAUUGGUUGUGGCAUGAUGGUUGCUAUACAUACUAUAGUUUGCACAAAUUUUCAGACUGGGAGAUUGAGACAUGACCUUUCUUGGGGUGAUGCAUUUCGAUACAGGUAUGAAAUUCUUGGCAUGUUGCUCCUCUAAUAAGGUGAAUACAAAUGAGUGAGCCAUGCUGUUGCUGUAUAAUUUGUGUUAUUAUCAUGCUACUGGAAGUGCGCCUCAGGGAUUUUUGUCUAGUUCUCAACAGCCUUGUUGUGCGAGUCUCCCCUGCUCUUCGCUUUUCUGGUGCACCCUCGUUGACAAUGCCGUGCAGCUCAAGUGCAACAACUGAUUCAAUCCUGAAGUUGGUUGAAUGUAAAUAUUAUAAUGCUUUUAAAUUUCAUCCAUAGUUGGUUGGUUGGUUUGUUUGUUUGUUUGUAUUUUCAUGACAAUGCAGAAACCUUUUCAUUUUACAGCAAUUCAAAUAUAGUUUUCUGAUA
Ipomoea triloba (trilobed morning glory) is the source of this 3744-nucleotide messenger RNA. RefSeq lists its product as uncharacterized. The transcript is spliced from 8 exons. Lineage: Eukaryota; Viridiplantae; Streptophyta; Magnoliopsida; Solanales; Convolvulaceae. The coding region runs from base 594 to 3239 and encodes 881 amino acids. Gene Ontology annotation, molecular function: transcription corepressor activity. Gene Ontology annotation, cellular component: nucleus. The record is from RefSeq and is a predicted model, not a curated record.